This is a messenger RNA of Linum trigynum, 2528 nucleotides long. The record is from the annotation of a GenBank genome assembly. Lineage: Eukaryota; Viridiplantae; Streptophyta; Magnoliopsida; Malpighiales; Linaceae.
AUUAUGUAUUCUAUACCGAUUGAGAUACCGAGAUACUGAUUGGGAUACCGAAAUUAUUUAGAGAUUGAGAUUUGGAUACCGAAAUUAUUUAGAGAUUGAGAAUGAGAUUAAUUUUAGUAUGUAAUUCGGUAUCUGAUAUUGGGAUACCGAUACCUACAAAUUUCCACUCUUACCCACAAAUCGAGAUACUAAAAAUGUGAUCCGGAUUCCGGCCCCAGAAAUAUAGCGAACUAUAAAUGCUCCACAAAAAAAAAAAAAAAAAUAAAAAUUCUCGCUUCUCCCUCAAUAUUCCGCAAAGACAACAAAUGAGGUUCAUAGUCGGCGGUUUCGUUUCGUGAGGUCGAAACCCUAGUUUCACUUUUCCGCCUCAGUUGCCGUCAAUGGAGACUACUGAAAUCGCGCCGACUGCUCAAUCAAAGUUACCGAAGGUAGCAACGGGCGAUUGGAUUAGCUCCCUACCGGACGAAAUCCUCUCCCACAUUCUCUCUUUCCUCCCAACAAAAUACGCCGUCGGCACCUCUUGCCUAAGCCGACGUUGGAAGGAUCUGUGGACUGGGCUGUACGAGCUCGAUCUCGACAACCGCGACACCUUGUUGGGGAACACAGGCAAUCGCUAUGAGAUUCUUCGGAGGCAAGACUUUGAGUUCACCCGCUUCGUCGACAGGGUUCUGAGAGAGCACAAGGAUCUCAAUUCUCUGAGGCGUUUCCGCAUACAUUUCGAUGCACCGAACAGCAAGGUGAGCCCCAAUCUCUUGAUGAGGUUAAGAUUGGCGUCCGAUGAGUCUCGGCUUGAGGAAAUGGAUGUUAGUUUUGAGGUGAACCGUUCUUGCCUUCCAGACACACUCUACAGUUUGAAUCGUCUAAAAAUUUUGAAGCUUAACAGCGCUGUGUUACAGAGCGCCACAAAAGGGUCUGUUCUUCUGCCUAGUUUGAACAUGCUGCAGCUUUUGAGAGUAAGGAUUAAGGACUGUGAGUCAUUAAGCAGUCUCAUCUCUGGUUGCCCUGUUCUAGAGACUCUACAUUUGGAAAAUUGCUACUACUCAAACAGGAAGGAGGGUGACGAACUCAUUGCUUCCUUACCUUACUUGAAGAACUUGACCGUUAUCAGCAAGGGCUUCCUUGGUAAUCAGUUGUGCUCCUUUAUAAUAGAGGCACCAUGUCUUGAGCAGCUUUAUCUUGACCAUUUCUCUGAGUUUGAGUUUCUGGACAGUAGCCGUCCUAUGUCAUGCCUUCAUUCAGUGCAUAUUGACAUUGGUCAUUAUCGAAUUUCGGAGCGUGGCUUGAUUAGGUUCCUCGCUCACGUCUCUAGUGCAAAGGAAAUACACUUAUCACCGCAGAUUCUGAAUGUUAUGUUAGAUUUCCAUCGUGAUGUUCAGCUGCCUAUCUUUCCCAAUCUGACACGUUUGACAAUUGAAGACCCUGAAAGCAGCUUCGUUCUGCACUCCUUGCUCAACUCGGCCCCCAAAUUACAAUCUAUUGUUAUUGACUUGAGGGAUGCGUCAAUGUCGUGGACUAAACUUGCUCGCACCCCUCGCCCUCAGUGUCUGUUGUCAAGCCUCGAGGAAAUUAAGGUAAAAAAUAUCUACGCAGAUGAAGAUCAAAUGAAUAUGGUGGCAUAUUUGCUCAAGGCUGGAGCUGUACUGAAGAAGGUGGAUGUGCACUUGUAUGAGGAUGUUAAUUACAAUGAUCUUUCUAUGCAACACCGUGCUGAAGACCGAGACCGUCUUGGGUCACUGCUAAAACUACCAAGAGGCUCGAAGGCUUGUGAAGCUCAUCUUUUUCUUCCCAACGGCGACGAGAUUGGUUUAUAGCAACAACGAGACUGAUGGUGACAGCGACUUUUAGGACAUGGAUGAUGGUGAUGACGAUGACAAUGGCAUGAAAAGGCGAUGUCGACGAUAUGGGUUGAUGAGAUUGCCGCAGAUAAUCAUGACUACGGCACCAGCAGCAGUGAAGAUUGCUCGCUGUAAGGGAGCCUUGAAGAUUAUGUGCGUCUUUUUUAGAAGAAUAUUGCUUCGUAGGAGCCGAGAUCUUCGGAGUUUGGGAAGACUUUUUUACUCUCUCUUGCCUCGGUUCCUUUAACCUAUGCUCUGCAACUAGAAAGAGACUCUUAGGCAUCUAUUGACAAUUUGACAUGUAGAUGGAACUAGGGAAGAACAAACUUGAAACUUCCUACCCCCUUGUGGCCAACAAUAUUCUGUUUGAGAGGAAGUAGAGUGAACUAAGAAUUCGAUGGUGCGAGUCAUCGCGCUGCAGGGAGUCUACUGCAUCAAGGAAUUCGGGCUCAUCCCGAUUCUUGUAGUGCUUCAAUGAAGUUGACAAGCAGAGAUCACUUGGUAAGUGACGAGCUCUGGCCUCUGGGAUGUGAUACCGAACCAUGACGCUGCGAGGAUUGUUCCGGUGACUGGUGAGAGCGAGAAAUCGAAAGGUUUGCAGUUGGCAUUGGCGAACCGCUAGCAGAAUGCUCGGCCGUAAUGACACCUAUUUUUGGGAUAUAAAUUAGUUACUAAUGAAAUAACAUUUAUAUU